This is a messenger RNA of Bacidia gigantensis, 2139 nucleotides long. RefSeq lists its product as uncharacterized. Lineage: Eukaryota; Fungi; Ascomycota; Lecanoromycetes; Lecanorales; Ramalinaceae. Gene Ontology annotation, biological process: DNA replication-dependent chromatin assembly; nucleosome assembly. Gene Ontology annotation, molecular function: protein binding. Gene Ontology annotation, cellular component: CAF-1 complex; nucleus. Bases 1 to 2139 code for a protein of 712 amino acids. The transcript has 5 exons. The record is from RefSeq and is a predicted model, not a curated record.
AUGAGGGCACAACCACUAUUGAUCUCGUGGCAUGACGAGAACAGCCCAAUCUACAGUACACAUUUCGAAACUCAUGGCAAAGGCCGAUUAGCUACUGCUGGGGGAGACAAUAACGUUCGGCUAUGGAAAGUGGAGAAAGAAGGCGAAGAAAGGACGGUGACUUAUCUGACGACCUUAAUCAAACACACACAAGCUGUGAAUGUCGUGCGAUUCGCACCGCGAGGGGAGAUGCUCGCAAGCGCCGGAGACGAUGGGAAUGUCCUUUUGUGGAUACCCUCAGACAAUCAUUCGCACGCUUCAGGCUUUGGGGAGGAUGCCCUCGAAGAUAAAGAAACAUGGCGAAUUAAGCACAUGUGUCGGUCAUCUGGCUCCGAAAUAUAUGAUCUGGCGUGGUCUCCUGACGGUGUCUUCAUCAUCACUGGGAGUAUGGAUAAUAUAGCUCGAGUCUACAAUGCACAAACAGGGCAAAUGGUUCGACAAAUUGCAGAGCAUAAUCACUACGUCCAAGGCGUUGCCUGGGAUCCCCUAAACGAGUUUUUAGCGACGCAGUCUUCUGACCGAGCAUGUCACAUAUACAGUCUGAAGAACAAAGAUGGCCAAUUUACGCUCAAUCAACACAACAAGGUGACCAAGAUGGACCUACCAGGCAGGCGAAUAUCUUCCAGCAGUCCAGCACCACAGGAUACGAGCUUGAGGCCUCAUAUGACACCAGAUCUCUCACAUGCGCCAGGGUCGCCGGGUCCAGCUUUGUCAAUGCCCGGUACCCCAUCUUCGCUCAAUCCUAUGAACCCACCAACGUCUCACAGCCGGCGGUCCUCCUUCGGCUCGUCUCCAGCAGUGCGUCGUUCAGCAUCUCCUGCGCCUUCGACUAUGCCGCUACCUGCAGUGAGGCCUAUGGAACAUUCUCCAAACCCAAAUUUCAAUCUCAGAGCUAGCACAGGAGUCAGAAAUGCAGGGAUUUAUGCGAAUGAGACGUAUACAUCUUUCUUCCGGCGGCUUACCUUCGCACCUGAUGGAAGUCUCCUCCUCACGCCGGCAGGGCAGUAUAAAACAUCAACCAUAUUUGAGGGGAUCAAGAGUAGUGAAGAGAUACUCAAUACCGUUUACAUUUACACCAGAGCAGGACUCAACCGACCACCCAUCGCCCACCUACCAGGACACAAGAAGCCAUCGAUAGCAGUACGAUGUUCUCCGAUCUUUUACACACUUAGGGCAGCGCCGAAGACGACGACUAACAUCACAAUUGACACGUCCUCAGCAGAGGAUGCAAUUCCCGCAUUGCCUGAUCCAAUGAUACCAGCAAAACCGCCAAGCACUCAUGCAGCGAUGGAGCCACCUCCUUCUGCUCCGCUGCCAUCUCCGUUGGAGAACUCGAGACCUACUUCUUCGCCCAUGCCGCAAUACGAUAAGGAACAGAGUCCAGCUACUAGCCCACAGUCUGCCUUCUCUCUUCCGUAUCGCAUUGUAUACGCUGUUGCGACACAAGAUUCUAUCUUGGUUUACGAUACGCAGCAGCAGACGCCAUUGGUUGUAGUCAGCAACUUGCAUUAUGCCACGUUCACUGAUCUUGCAUGGUCAAGCGAUGGUCUCACGUUAAUGAUGAGCUCCUCUGACGGUUUCUGCUCGAAUCUGGCAUUCAGCCCUGGCGAACUGGGGCAAACCUAUGCUGGACAUGUGCCAUCUCUCCACCACCCUACGCCGGCGCCCAUCUCUACGUCAACGUCAGCACAACCUACACCAAUUCCAACACCAACAGCUAUAUCCGCCCCCGUAGGCUUUGAGAAACCCGGUACUCCAGCGCCGCUACAUUCUCCAGCCCCACCACCGCCUCCGAGUCCCACUCGAUCGAAUUCAAUCUCGUCGAUUGCGACGGAGACAUCUCAACCUAUCAUCAACAACCCCACACCAAUCAUGGGAAGUGUUCCUAGCGUAGCCGCCACAAACCCUUCCUUCAGUGGCCUGCCCUGGACAACGCCUCCGGAGACACCAAUGUCCGGAAUCAUUAGUCGACCGAGCUCAGUGGCGGGCAGUGUGCUUGGUAAGAGGGAUACCAGUGAGUCUGAGAAAGAAGAGCAGUCGCGUGGAGCCAAGAAAAGACGAAUCGCGCCCACGCUGGUCAAACCCGACGAAACGAUUUGA